Dunckerocampus dactyliophorus (ringed pipefish) is the source of this 6138-nucleotide messenger RNA. Its product is annotated as phosphofurin acidic cluster sorting protein 2. The transcript has 25 exons. NCBI's taxonomy places the organism in Eukaryota, Metazoa, Chordata, Actinopteri, Syngnathiformes, Syngnathidae. The record is from RefSeq and is a predicted model, not a curated record. The coding region runs from base 104 to 2905 and encodes 933 amino acids. Gene Ontology annotation, molecular function: transmembrane transporter binding. Gene Ontology annotation, biological process: protein localization to plasma membrane.
GAGGACUCGGGAGUCUGGAGAAGCAGGGCAGGCAGCGCACACCUCACAGGCUCCCGCGUACGUCCGACACUUAGCUAAAGCUGCUCCCUCGGCAGUGGAGGUGAUGAUGGCGGCGGCAGUUGAGAGAGGAGGAGGCGCCCGGGCGGCUUUCCUGAGCCCAAACAGCGGUGCCGGUUGCGUACCAGCACCGACAACGCUCCCUGCCGGAGCCCUAGCCGGGGCUGUGGUCCUGGGCUCGGGCUCCGGUGGCAUGCCUGUGCCAAUGAACCUCUUUGCGACCUGGGAGAUAGACCGAUCGUCCCCGAACUGCGUGCCGAGGCUCUGCAGCCUCACUCUGAAAAAGCUUGUCGUGCUCAAAGAACUAGAUAAAGAACUGAACUCGCUGUCUAUUGCUGUCAAAAUACAGGGUUCGAAACGUCUGCUGAGAUCUAAUGAGUAUGUCCUACCUCCCAGUGGACUAAUGGAGACCGAUCUGGAACUCACAUUCUCACUACAGUACCCCCAUUUUUUGAAGAGGGAUGCCAACAGAUUACAAAUUAUGCUGCAGAGGAGGAAACGCUACAAGAAUCGAACCAUCCUGGGUUACAAGACUUUGGCUGUGGGGGUUAUCAAUAUGGCUGAGGUGAUGCAACACCCGACAGACGGAGGCCAGAUUCUGGGUCUCCAUAGCAACGUGAAGGAAGCGCCAGUACGUGUGGCGGAGAUCAGCGUGUACUCUCUUUCCAGCCAGCCCAUAGACCACGAGGACGGCAGUGGUCAAGCUGGUCGAAAGACUAAAACCUCAGACCGCUCACCAGAUAUGGACAACUAUUCAGAGGAGGACGAUGACAGUUACUCAUCUGAGCAAGAAGCCAGUGAUGAUGCAGCUCAUGGCCAGGAUCUUUAUGACGAAGAUGAUGAGGUUCGGAAGCCCAAGAAAGCUCGGAGGAAAAUGAUACGAACCACCUCCAUGACGAGGCAACCAAACUUCAAGCAGAAGUUUGUGGCCUUGUUGAAGAGGUUCAAGGUAACUGAUGAGGUCCUGGAUUCUGACCCAGUAGACCAGACCCAGGAAGUAGAGGAGGAUCUGGACUUACUCUAUGACAGUCUAGAGGUGUAUAACCAGAGUGACAGCGGACCGGAGAUGGAAGACAAUGAGAGCGUCUUGAGCACACCCAAGCCUAAGCUUAAGCCAUUUUUUGAGGGAAUGUCUCACUCCAGCUCCCAAACAGAGAUCGGAAGCCUACACAGCCAAAGAAGUCAACAGAAGGACAUGUCAUAUACUAGUGGAGACUUUCUCACUGUGGACAGAUGUAAAGUGCAAGGGGCUUGCUAUCAAGAGGACAGCGUCAAAGACACAACCAUUGGGGAGCCAGAGACCAAUGACAGCGGGCCAGGGCUAGGGGAGGUGAGCAACUGGGAUGUCAACACUGAACGGAUGACGAGCACUGUUGGCAAGCUUUGCAAGACAGAGUCCCAAAACCACAUGUCCCCGAGUAAAAUGGAGAACAAGCUGCAGAGGCGUCCGCGCAGCACCUCCAUGAAAGACAGGCAGAAUUCCAAGGCCCAAAGUGACCGGACCAGCAGCAUAGAUAGCGAGUGCUCCCCAGAGUCGCGACUCAUAGCACAGGUUCCCAGGAAGUCCGUGUAUGACCAACUGAACCAGAUCCUCAUCUCUGACGAGCGCUUGCCAGAGAGCAUCAUCCUCAUCAACACCAUGGAGUGGCAAGGACAGUACGUUGCUGAGCUGCUUCAUGAACAGGCCCAGCCCAUCGUGUCCACCUGCUCAGCUGCAGAUGUCCAGGCCGCCUUCAACACCAUUGUCACUCGGAUCCAGAGAUUUUGUAACUGCAAUGCACAGACUCCGCCCACAAUGAAAGUGGCGGUAGCAGGUGACCAGAGUUACCUCAGCACCAUCCUGAGGUUCUUUGUGGAACAACUAGCAAACAAGACACCUGACUGGCUCAGUUACAUACGCUUCCUGGUCAUCCCUAUUGCAGGCUCUCAUCCUCUGGCUAAGUACGUGGCCACGUUUGACAGCAAGUUUAACAGCAUCUUUAUGGACACAGCGUGGAGGGAGCUGUUCUGCAGGACGGAACGGCCCGCCUCAGAUAACAUUGAUGUAGCAGGCCGUGUUGUUCAAUAUCUGGCUGGUGCUAAUGUGUCCCACCAGUUUCCCAUCUCUGAAGCCAUGCUCACUUACAAACAGAAGAGGAAAAGAAGUUUGUAUUUUGAUUUUUACAUCAGCCCGGACGAGGACUCCUGUCAGAAAUUUGUGCCAUUUAUUGGGGUUGUGAAAGUCGGGAUUGUGGAGCAAAGCCUGUCAACCUCAGUGGAUUCUGAUGAUGCAAUGGGGGGCAACACAAGCAUCUUGGCCUCCCCCACACCCCCGUCGGCCGGUCCGUAUGGGAAGGAGAUUGGGGGAACGCCUCCACAGUCACCGUCUGUGUCCACUGCCCUUUCUGGAGCUGGUUCUCCGUGUUCUGGCAGUGAAGUGAUGGGCCUGCAGGUGGACUACUGGACAUGGCAAGGACCAGAGAAGAAGAAAGAGGGAGAGAAGCGAGACGUGGGACUGAAGAACACUCUGAAGAGUAACUUCCGCUCCCUCCAAGUCAGCCGCCUGCCAUGCGGAGGGGAGCUCACCCCUCCGCCCAGUAUGGCCAUGACCGUGGUCACCAAGGAGAAGAACAAGAAAGUUAUUUUUCUCAGCAAGAAGACCAAGGAGAAAGAGCUGGACUCUAAGAGCCAAGUGAUCGAUGGAAUCAGCAGGUUGAUCUGCACAGCCAAGCACCAGCACACGAUGCUGAGAGUCAGUAUCGACGGAGUGGAGUGGAACGAUGUCAAGUUUUUCCAGCUUGCUGCCCAGUGGCCAACUCACGUCAAGCACUUCCCGGUGGGAAUCUUCGGUUACACAAAACCCGUGUGACCCCGGCAGCCGCCCCCUCGGAAAGGCCCCCCGACUCCUCUGCUCUGCACUUGUCUCACCAGACGCUCCACAGAAUUCGAGGGAAAGCCAACGGGCGCACGGCAGUAACAGUUUUCCUGUGGAAAUCGUACUUAGGUCACAUCCAUGUGUUCAAUACACACACAAUGUUUUGCUCCUUCUGAUGGUUUUCACGCUGUUUGGCUGUUGCUUUCCUUUCUUUUCUUUUUUACACUACAAAAAAGAACAAGUACUAUUUUGUAAGAUUCGUGCUACCCGCCUUGAGGUCGUCGGAGCUGUUUGACAAUUUGCCACAUGUGGAUAAUGGCAGCUAUGUUUGCACUUUGUUUUUUUUGUUAACAUGUUAUUAUUUCUGUGAAAUCCUACAUUUAUUGUUAGCCUGUAGAAGAUGGAGGCGUGCGAUGGUGAUGUGCAGUGGCGUGUGUGAGAUUUUUUUUUUUAAGGCCGUGUUCGUCCUUCGGAAUAUUGCUGUGAAUCUUGUCAGAAAGCCUUUGUUGGCUUUUUUUUGUUUGUUUGUUUUUUUACUCAGCCCUUUCCUUUCUCCAAAUUGUCACUGAAAACAACACAGGACUUCUUUUCUCACGCAUGACGUUUUGUCAAGAAGCUAGAAUUGAUUAUAGCUGGCACACAUUUUUAAACACUCCGAUAAUGUAAUUCUCUGAAAGUCGUGAAGACUUUACACAAUGACUUAGAAACAGGGUAAUUCACAGCAGCUCAAUGCCAAAUUAACUUCUGCCGUUUCUAAGCCCUGAUAUGCAUUUAUUGUAAUCCCCCGCCCCCAACCUGUGAAGUUUCUUGGCCUUCUAGGAGCUACUUAUUCUGCAAAUAGUGGCUGGUGAAAAUGUGCAGUGUUGUGCCAAAGUCAAGUGUGUGUGUGUGUGUGUGUGUGUGUGUUUUACGGCCCCACCAACAGAGCUUUCGGCCUACAUGAUGUAUUUGGGGUCCCUUUUGGAAUUAAGUACAGUGUUCCCUCGCCGUUCACCUUUCGCGGACUCGCUGUUUUGCGGACUUUUUAGUGCAAUUGAAGUGUUUUUUUUGUUGUUUUUUUACAGCGUAUGAACGCUGGCCCUUUGAGAGGAAUUGCAUUGUGACAAGUUGAGUGUUGUCGUUCUCUGCUUUAGCACAGGGGAGGGGUCUCUCUAUUCUAGUCUGCACCAUUGUCUUCUGUGUGGUCUCCUGUUGUGGUCAUGGCUACCAAACUAACCGUGUGAGCUGCUUGCUAACCGCCAAUACUGUCAACAAUAGAAGAAACAGAAGCAAACCAUGUGAGGGAAAAUACGACGACAGGAGCAACAUGUUUUAUCAAGGAUACAAACACGCCAACGGCGCCAGGACGAUGAGGCCUGGUCAGAGGUGUGAAGUACGCGUGAGUCAGUUAAUAAUUUCCUGUGUCCAGCCUUGUAGGUUGGUCAUUAAAAUUCCAACGCAAUUUGAACUUUAAGAGUGUUUAAACAAGAGACAAAUGUGAGAAAAGUGUAUAAUGUGUAUGGUGAGGGGUUUUACAGCCUUAAAACAUAUAUAAUUGUAAAUAUAUAUAUAUAUAUAUAUAUAUAUAUAUAUAUAUAUAUAUAUAUAUAUAUAUAUAGUUGGCUACUUUGCGGAUUUCACUUAUUGCAGACUGUUGGUAACCUAUCUCCCGUGAUAAACGAGGGAACACUGUAUUAGCACUACUGAAAAUGGAACAAUCAGUGUAUUAAGUUGGCUGUAGAUGCAUACAGUCUGGAAAAAGCAUAAUGUUGAGGAAGCUCCAGUGUUGGUGUGACUGCAAACAUGCUUUGACAGUAGCGCCCAGCGCAAUGCAAAUUAGUCGCCAGAUGUCCAAAUCACUGCCUGUGUGUGUGUUUGUGUGUGUCCUGUGUGCGUUGGUACUCCCCAACAAGUGUUACGUGCAACUUACGCAAUAGGAAACCUUUCGACAAACGGCCUUCGGUGUGUUGUGGCUUUUUUUCUCUCUCCCCCCCCCAACCCCGAGUGAAAAGCUUUGUUAGGCUGGCUUGUUUUUUAAAGUAUUGUAUAUAAAAAAAUACAAGAUGUAUUAUGAUUUGCAAAUCGCCCUUGGAUGAAAUUGAAAGCACAAAUAGCUAACCUCUUAUUUCUUGUCCAAAAGAAAUGCCAAAUUGAGUAUGUUUGUUAUGUAUGUGCUUUCUCCUACAUUUCCCGUACUUGGUAAUGCACUUUUUAAAUGUGGUUUUUACACACAAAUUGGGGACGCAGUUUUGGUUUUAGGUGUGCCGUGUUGUAUGUUCUUUUUCCAAUGUAAACCACUACCUAUAGACGUGAUAAGGCUGUUUCCCGGAGAUGUUUAUUAUGUCGAUGACGUCAAGCUCCCUGUGGGGCAUGAGUGCAUCUGUUACUUCCCCCUUAUGCCACUUGUUUUGUUUUGGGGUUGUUUUUUUUCCCAUUUUUGUAGCUGCCACCCUCCUGCAUUUUUAGAGAUCCCUAUCUUGUCUUGGCUGGGAGAUUGAAGCCCCUUUCACACUGCCAGCUCAGUAGUAGAAACACACGGAUGGACGUAGUAUCAGGGUCGGAACAGAGGUGGGACGCUGUUGUCUGGCUAGUAUUUGACAUCACACGUUGCAUCUGAUGGUGUGUAGCCAUGUGAAAGCACACGCAAUCACAGGAACGUCUUUCAUGACUGCUUUCUGUGUAUAAUGCACAGAUGUGCUGUUCUGGCUCUGAUGCGUCCGUUUUGCAGGAUUGUGUGCGUGCGUGCCUAUGUGUGUGUGAAAGAGACCCAACUGGCCCCCCAUAGAUGAUGGAACUUUGGCUGUGAAGUGUUUUGUGAGGGAAAUGAUCAAGUGAUUUAGCUUUUUCAAAAUACUAAAAUGGGCUUCGUGUCAAGUGUGUUCUGAUGUAUUUGACCUAAAAGUUUGGCUUUGCCCUAAAUCUCGCCGUAGCAUGGGGGGGGUUUCACAAGGCAGGACCAGUGAGCGGCUGUGCUGCUUUGUGAGAAGAUGCCAGCACGCCAUCUCAUUGGUCCUGUCACCUGAGAUGCCACCCAGUGUCUUUGCACAAUCCCUAUUUUAAAGGACGUGACAGUAUUUUUAAAUUUACCACUAAAGAAUAUGGGUUACUCUGCAUGUUUUACUAUAGUUGUAAAUAUGUUUUGGAUUUUUAUAUUGUUUUUUUUUCUUUCCAUGCUCUCACAAGCAGUUGUGUUUAAUAAAAUUUGUAACCUUCUGUACAAAGAGCAUUCCUUUAUUCAAAGCGUCGCA